Molecule: messenger RNA, 2697 nt
Organism: Malaya genurostris
Lineage: Eukaryota; Metazoa; Arthropoda; Insecta; Diptera; Culicidae
Exons: 1
Coding region: 1-2697 (898 amino acids)
Biological process (GO): DNA integration
Molecular function (GO): nucleic acid binding
Source: RefSeq, a predicted model, not a curated record
AUGUUUCCGAAAGUGCCAGGUGUUAUUGUAAAAUUCAGUAUCGAUACAACCGUUCCACCAGUUAGGAAUGCCUACUACAACGUUCCAGCUGCAUUUAGGGAAAGUGCGAGAUCACGACUGCUUACCAUGGAAAACCAAGGAAUUAUCGAACGAGUAACUUGCGCUCCAAAUUGGAUAAGCGGCAUGUCGGCUGUCGCCAAAGGAAAAGAUGAUUUCCGUCUUGUUGUCAAUAUGAGAGCACCUAAUCGAGCAAUCAAACGAGAAUACUUCCGAUUACCGUUGUUGGAUGAAAUGAGGGUUAAACUCAAUGGAGCCAAAUACUUCUCGAAACUCGAUUUAACAAACGCGUUUUAUCAUCUUGAGCUACAUGAAGAAUCACGUGAUUUAACUACAUUUUUGUCCGAGAACGGUAUGUUUAGAUUCACACGCCUAAUGUUCGGCGUCAAUUGCGCACCAGAAAUUUUCCAGAGGGAAAUGUCACGAAUUCUAGAAGGUGUAAAUAACAUUAUCGUCUAUAUAGAUGACAUACUGAUAUUUGCUGAUAAUUUGGAGGAGCUCCAUAGAACCGUGACACAGGUUUUGGCAAUUUUAAAGGAAAAUAACCUGACCAUAAAUGUCGAAAAAUGUGAGUUCGAUAGAACUCGUAUCGUUUUUCUCGGACACGAGCUCGACGAAAAUGGUUUUAACAUCAAUAAGGCGAAAAUUAAAGACAUUCAAAGCUUCAGACCCCCCUCUACGGUUUCCGAGCUCCGAAGUUUUUUAGGUCUGGCAUCUUUUGUUAGCCCGUACAUAAAAGCAUUCGCAAAUACUGCAAGUCCGUUAUGGGCCAUUACUAGUUCCAGUGAAUGGAAAUGGGGCCCCGAACAGCAAGCAGCUUUCGAAAAACUAAAGGAGCAAAUAGAGCACUGUACAACAUCUCUUGGAUUUUUCGCUGAGGAACAAAAGACUAUUCUAUACACGGAUGCCUCACCAAAUGCACUUGGUGCUGUAUUAGUUCAGCAUCAGGAGAAUCGGCCCCCUCGGGUGAUAAGUUUUGCGUCCAAGGCACUAACCCCCACUGAGAAGAGGUAUCCACAAAAUCAGCGCGAAGCUCUAGGAGCAGUAUGGGCUGUUGAGCACUUCGCUUAUUUUUUGUUAGGAAGGCCGUUUACACUCCGCACAGAUGCACAAGGCUUCACAUUUAUCCUAAACCGUGCCCGUGAACAUUCAAAACGAGCAUUAAAUCGAGCUGAUGGUUGGGCUCUUCGUCUCAGUCCGUAUAAUUUCGAAGUAGAAUAUGUACGAGGGCGGGACAACAUUGCUGAUCCGUCAUCGAGAUUGUACGUUGGUGAAGACACACCUUUCAACGAAGACACCAGUCCUUGGGAGAUUGCAUCCCUAGAAGCAAACCAAAUAGGCUUUCUUACAGAAGAAGAAGUAAGAGCAGCAUCAAUAACAGACAAACUAUUGCAAGAGGUAAUGCUGGCAAUCGAAUUCGAAAUGUGGCCAAGGCACCUGAAAAAAUUUGAAACGCUUAGCAGUGAGUUGAGUGUACGUGAUGGAUUGUUAAUGAAAACAGGAUGUGCUGUAGUUCCGGAGAGCUUACGUAAAAAGGCCUUAUCUGUUGCCCACGAAGGUCAUCCAUCGACAGCCAAAUUCAAAAGUAUUUUAAGACAACGAGUUUGGUGGCCAGGUAUGACAAAAGAUGCAGAAGCAUGGGUAAAUUCGUGUGCAAUAUGUGCAACAAACGGAAAACCGGAAAAGCCCACUCCCAUGGUGCGUGUGUUUGCACCUAAGGCAGUAUGGGAAACGAUCGCAAUAGAUUUCAAUGGACCGUAUUCUAAAUUUGGAGGAGUUUCAAUUUUAGUCAUCAUCGAUUAUCGGUCUAGGUAUGUGAUUGCGAAACCUGUUAAUUCGACAAGCUUCGAGAACACAAAGAAAAUUUUGGAUGCUGUCUUUGAAAGAGAGGGUUUCCCUGGAUGUAUAAAAUCGGAUAACGGCCCUCCCUUCAACGGCGAGGAGUACAAGCGAUACUGCUCCGAACGCGGAAUAAACCUAAUUUUUUCCACUCCACUAUAUCCACAACAAAAUGGGUUAGUCGAAAGCUGCAUGAAGUUUAUCAACAAAGCGAUGAAUGCAGCCUAUUGUAAACAAUCGCGAUUUAUAGACGAAUUGAACGCGGCAGUUAAUGCGUACAAUGCAGCCGCACAUUCGGUUACAAAAAUACCACCAGAAGAAGCGAUGAUGGGGCGUAAAAUUAAGCGUGGUCUUCCUCUGCUGUAUCGGGGUAGUGUUUCGAUCGACGAAGACCUUCUAAGUGCUAGAGAUCGUGCAUCCAAAAUUGAAGGAAAAAGACGAGAAGAUCGCAGACGUGGUGCCCGCGAAUGCAGGGUCAAGCCAGGAGAUAAAGUAAUCAUUGAGCGACAGGUCCGGGGCAAAGCAGAAUCUAGAUUUCAUCCUCGCAAAUACACUGUGAUACAGGAACAAAAUGGCAUGCUGAACCUAACCGACGAAAAUGGCCAAUCCCUUAAAAGACAUGUCUCUCAAACGAAGAAGGUUCAUGAAUGGAUACCUGCAAAUAUCCAUAAAGAGUAUAUUCGGUUUCAGAAUCCGAUCCAAUCUUCAAUACAGCAACCCAAAUCAAAUGACAGUGCUCAAGACUUUCGACGUUCAGAGAGAAGUAGACGACUUCCGUUACAUCUGAAUAAUUACGUUUAA